This is a messenger RNA of Teleopsis dalmanni, 1494 nucleotides long. RefSeq lists its product as uncharacterized. Lineage: Eukaryota; Metazoa; Arthropoda; Insecta; Diptera; Diopsidae. The coding region runs from base 10 to 411 and encodes 133 amino acids. The transcript has 3 exons. The record is from RefSeq and is a predicted model, not a curated record.
AAAAAUACAAUGAAGUCAACGAGUAAAAUGAAUACAAAACAGUCUUAUUAUGAAAAAAACGCAGAAUAUUAUAUUGACUAUCCACCAGAACUUCAACCAACAUCGUGUGUACUUGCGAAGAAUGGAUGGUUCCAGCGUCACCAAAAAUAUAAUCCGCAAUUAAUAUGCUUAGGAGCAGCCGCGCUUGUACUAAUGUCAGGAUGCAUGCAAAUAGCGUAUAAUUUCCUGUUGCCAGAAAAAUAUCUUGGUCUCUCUUGGUUUAUUGGCGGAAUUAUUGGAACGGUGUUUAGUGCAAUUGUCUGUAGCUAUAUUAACAAGAAAAUAUUAUAUCGUUUGCAAUCUCUCUUGGUGGCAUUGCUAGUGGACUACUAUUUAUACCUUUAUUGGUGUUGGCUGGAGAGGAAUCAGUAAAGAGGUCGCGUGGCAUGAUAGCUUCAUCCGUUGAAGCAAUGCCUUUCGCAUUGGGCAUGUACUUAUGCUCUAUAUUUAAUACGAAAAGGGGAUUUUAUUCAGAUUGAGCAUAUAGUAUGUUGCAAUUGAUAGAAGUACUAAGCAUUGCUUGUGGUGUUCUUGCAUUCAUAAUAGUUUUCUUUUUAUACAUAGAAUCACCAGUAUUUUACUUAGUUCGUAAUGAAGAAAAUCAAGCAUUUGAUUCUUUACGCCGUCUCCAACGUCCAUUUGUGACAAUAUAUGAAACUUAUCAACAACUGGAAGAACACAAAGCAUAUGUAGCACAUAACAAAAAAAUGUCACUUGGAGUUAGUAUAGUUUCUGGUUUACCAGCUCUAUUGAAGCUGUGUAUAUAUCGUGGUUUGGUUGCAUUGAGUUAUUCAUAUUUAACUACUUAUGCUUUUCGCUUUGCUUCAAGUAUGACUUAUUCCGUUGAAGUGUGGACUUUUAUAUUCAUGGGCCCUCUACGUAUUCAUAAUAGAUUAUAUUGGACGUAAAAAACCUAUGUUGUUCGGUUCUCUAAUAUGUGGAGGAAUUGCAAUUGGAAUAGCUUUACAAUUUGAUACUCACGUCCUUGAUUGGCAAAACGACGAUAGAAUGACAACAGUUUUAUACUUAUUCUUCGUAUUCCAGUUCUUCGUUGGAGUCUUCAUUGGUCCUUCUUCGGCAUAUUUAAGUGAAGCAUUUCCAUUAGCUGUUAAACCAAUUUUCAUAGGAAUUGCUUUCAUUGUUGAAAUAUUGGUGCAAAUUAUUUGUAUACUUCCUUCUGAUUACCAUUCUGAUCACCAUAUCGAGAAUAUACUUGCUUCUGAUAUUCCCAUUUUUUUCUAUGCCACUGCAUCAAUCUUCUUUGUUUUCUUUUUCAUUGGAUUGUUGACGUUACCAGAAACAAAACAAGAUACUUUGCUUGAAGCACAAAUAAAAUUUAGAAAAUUUCGCUAGAUAAAAAUAUAUCCAAUACAAUACACACAUAACACAUAUCUAUUAAUCUUUACACUAAGAUUACGAAUCUUCUUCGUAACUGAUUUUGAGAUGAAUAAUAAC